This is a messenger RNA of Acanthosepion pharaonis, 1311 nucleotides long. The record is from the annotation of a GenBank genome assembly. Lineage: Eukaryota; Metazoa; Mollusca; Cephalopoda; Sepiida; Sepiidae.
AUGUCAUUGAUCUAUCUAUCUAUCUAUCUAUCUAUCUAUCUAUCUAUCUAUCAUUUCACCUACCAUUAUCCCUUGUUUGUUUGUUUCUUUUUUCUUUCCUUCUUUCUUUCUUUCUUUUUACUAUCUAUCUAUCUAUCUAUCUAUCUAUCUAUCUAUCUAUCUAUCAUUUCACCUACCAUUAUCCCUUGUUUGUUUGUUUCUUUCUUUCAUUCUUUCUUUCUUUUUAACAUCUAUCUAUCUUUUCUAUUUCUCUUUCUUUCCUAUUUUCAUUCAUUAAUUAAUUCAUUCAUUCUUUCUUUCAUUCUUUCUUUUUAUUCCUUUUCAUCUUCCUUUAUUCUUUCUUUCUUUUGUGCCCCCUUCCAUGCAUUUUUCAUCUUUUUUCUUUUUUCCUGUCUGUCUUUCUUUCUUAUUUUAAUCUAUUCUUUCUUUCUUUCUUUCUUUCUUUCUUUCUUUCUUUCUUUCUAUCUAUCUAUCUAUCUAUCUAUCUAUCUAUCUAUCUAUCUCAGUCUCUUCAAUCUAUCUAUCUAUCUAUCUAUCAUUUCACCCACCAUUAGCCCUUGUUUGUUUGUUUGUUUCUUUUUUUUCGUUCUUUCAUUCUUUCUUUCUUUUUUUUAUCUAUCUAUAUAUCUAUCUAUCUAUCUAUCUAUCUAUCUAUCUUCAUUCAAUCUAUCUAUCUAUCUAUCUAUCUCUUCAUUCAAUCUAUCUAUCUAUCUAUCUAUCUAUCUAUCUAUCUAUCUAUCUAUCUAUCUAUCUAUCCCAGUCAUUUCGUUAUCUAUCUAUCUAUCUAUCUAUCUAUCUAUCUAUCUAUCUAUCUAUCUAUCCCAGUCAUUUCGUUAUCUAUCUAUCUAUCUAUCUAUCUAUCUAUCUAUCUAUCUAUCUAUCUAUCUAUCUAUCAUUUCACCUACCAUUAGCCCUUCUUUAUUUGUUUCUUUCUUUCUUUCUUCCUUUUUCUUUCUUUCUUUCUUUCUUUCAAUCAUUAUAUCGUUUUGUCUUCUUUUUUUUUUUUGGACUCGCCAUUUUGAUUGGCACAUUUUCUCCUCUUUUCUUUCGGCUCCAUUUUUCUCUCUUUCAUUUUCCAUUUGCAUUUCAUUUCUGUCUUGCUUUGCAAUCAUUACUCGUUUCUUUGAGUUGUUUUCGUCUUGUUAUUCCGCAGAGAGGCAGAAUAUUAGAAUUAUCAUGAUUGAGUCACGUCUUUUUUCCCCCUUCAAUGAUGGUGUUGAAUUUAUCUAUCUAUCUAUCUAUCUAUCUAUCUAUCUAUCUAUCUAUCUAUCUAUCUAUCUAUCUAUCUAUCUAUUCAACACCAUCACUUGA